CGCGCAUGCGCGCUGGGGAGCGGCCGCCGCCGGGGGCUGACAGGAGUCGUCGCCGCCGCCGCCGCCGCCAUCAUGGUGCUGGAUCUGGAUCUGUUCCGUGCCGACAAGGGCGGUGACCCCGCCAUGGUGCGGGACAUGCAGCGCAAACGCUUCAAGGACCCGGCGCUGGUGGACGCGCUGGUGCGGGCCGACGGCGCCUGGCGGAGGUGCAGGUUUCGUGCCGAUAACUUGAACAAGCUGAAGAACCUUUGCAGCAAAACCAUCGGAGACAAGAUGAAGAAAAAAGAGCCAGUGGGGACGGACGAGUCCGUACCGGAGAGCGUGCAGAACCUCGACGAGCUCACAGCUGACGUCCUGGGGGCUUUGCAGGUAUCCCAGAUCAAGAAAGUCCGUCUCCUCAUCGACGAAGCUAUCCUCAAGUGCGACGCCGAGCGCGUGAGGCUGGAGGCAGAACGUUUUGAGAGCCUGCGGGAGAUCGGGAACCUCCUCCACCCCUCGGUGCCCAUCAGCAACGACGAGGACGUGGACAACAAGGUGGAGCGGGUCUGGGGCGACUGCAGCUGCAGGAAGAAGUAUUCCCACGUGGACCUGGUGGUGAUGGUGGACGGUUACGAGGGAGAGAAGGGGGCGGUCGUCGCGGGCAGCCGGGGCUACUUCCUUAAGGGUCCUCUGGUGUUCCUGGAGCAGGCCCUGAUCCAGUACGCCCUGCAGAGCCUCCGCGCCAAGGGCUACACUCCUGUCUACACCCCCUUCUUCAUGCGGAAGGAGGUGAUGCAGGAGGUGGCCCAGCUCAGCCAGUUCGACGAGGAGCUCUACAAGGUGAUCGGCAAAGGCAGCGAGAGGGCCGACGACAGCUCCAUCGACGAGAAGUACCUGAUCGCCACCUCAGAGCAGCCCAUCGCAGCCCUGCACCGGGAUGAGUGGCUGAAGCCAGAGGAUCUGCCCAUCAAGUACGCGGGGCUGUCGACCUGCUUCCGUCAGGAGGUGGGCUCCCACGGCCGCGACACCCGCGGCAUCUUCCGCGUCCACCAGUUCGAGAAGAUCGAGCAGUUUGUCUACGCCUCACCCCACGACAACAAGUCGUGGGAGAUGUUUGAGGAGAUGAUAGCCACGGCGGAGGAUUUCUACCAGUCCCUGGGCAUCCCCUACCACAUCGUCAACAUUGUCUCGGGUAGGGGCAGGGGCUUCCUCACUGCGUGGCACCGGGGCCACCUCUCUGUGCCGUGGUGGCCCGGGAGGAGACCAGCCACCUCUGCCAGCACCUCAAGUGUCACCGUGGCCCUGACCCACUUCCCAGCUCGGCUUUCUUUGUCCCUGCCUCGCUUUCCCGUGGUGUCUGUCCCCAGACCUGGCGAGGGGGAGGAGGUGUCUCAGCCCCAGGGCGUGGAGGAAGGAGACGUUUGCUUUUCUGCAGAGAUCCUCUGCUUUGCUCUGGGUCCACCGGGAGUGGGUGUGGGCACUGCACCAGGCCAGGACUGUCCCCACUGUCCCUUCCAGAGGGACAGUUUGAGUGUCCCGACUCCUCCUGAAAACUCUACCAGGAAAAUUAUCCCGUUUAAACACCCCUUCCCAGCCUCCCUGCUGCAGCGCAGGAGCCCCACGUCACUUCCAAAGUCGCCUCGGAAGUUUCACCCCUUUAGCCCAUGCUGCCCUGUGACGAGCACAUUCACC
Aquila chrysaetos chrysaetos is the source of this 1671-nucleotide messenger RNA. It is a transcript of the gene SARS1, whose product is annotated as seryl-tRNA synthetase 1. Gene Ontology annotation, cellular component: cytosol. The annotation marks the transcript as partial. Gene Ontology annotation, molecular function: ATP binding; serine-tRNA ligase activity; tRNA binding. The record is from RefSeq and is a predicted model, not a curated record. Gene Ontology annotation, biological process: seryl-tRNA aminoacylation. The transcript is spliced from 8 exons. NCBI's taxonomy places the organism in Eukaryota, Metazoa, Chordata, Aves, Accipitriformes, Accipitridae.